CAAGUGUUUAUCCUUUAAUUAUUUUUGCCUUAGGGAUUUUACAGCUCAACAAAUAGAGCCACUCAGGUUCUGAGUGACUGAAGCUGGCAGAAGACAGAGCCAGUGGAGUGGAGUCAAUAAAAGGGCGCAGAUGACUAUAAGGCUCCCUGCCAUUGGCCUGUCUUAAUCUGCAGUCAGAGACAGGCAGAGGAGGUUCAAAAAAAGAAGAUCCAAAUUCUCUAUCCUAUAUAGGGGGCUGCAUAAACAAUUCCUGUAAGAAGGGAACACCGAUUGAUCUCCGCUAUUAUACCACUAUCUUCAGAUGGAGUUCACCCUUCCGGACUCAGCUAUGGGGUGCCAGAGCGGGGACUCUGCAAAACCACGUUUGCGCUUCACUACCUGCCACCUAUUAGGCUCUGCCAACAGGGGGCGCUGGAGGGAGAUGGUGAGGCUGGAGGCAGGGCUUCCUGUUUGCUUCCUAUUUACUUCCUGCUUCCGUGAGCAUCACCAUGUCAACGCGUGUUUACUUCGGAGUGGUGGUUCUAUUAUCUAGCUGCAUGAACCUAGUUUACAGCAACGGCGGACAGAGACACCAGCCUCAUAACAGUUCUGAAUCUCAGCCUAGGGGCCUUCUUCUGAACUCAGAGACUCCAGCAGCAAUUGAGUAGUGUCCCCAUUUCAGAGGUCUUGAGUUUCAGCUUGUUGGCACCUUUCUUCCCAAAGUCUAAGUUUAAUAAUUUCCAUUUUGUUUCUUCGUUCUUCCAGCCUAGAGGUGGUAGCUACUUCCAGCAAUUGCUACUUCCCUAAUAAUUUAGUGUCUACCCUUCCACACCACACACAACUUUUCAAUUAUUUAUCUAAUUUUAUACCUAGUUAAGUUCUUUAUAUUAAAUUUGCUAUUUCAAAUGUUUGGCCAGGAAUGCUGCCUUUUUUGGAGUGGUGGGUUGGGGGAGAGGCAAACAAUGUCAGUGGCUUUGAAGAAGGCAUUUUCCAUGUUGUAUUGCCAAAACCACCCCAUGAAGCUCUCACUGAAGUCCAGCUGGCCAUAGUGUUAUCUAUUCUUCAGACAUUAGUGAGGGAGAGCUGCUGUCUGGAACCCUGGGGAUAUUUCUACAACGUACAGUUUAUUAUCAGUCAUGGAAAGAUAGGCAAAUGGAUUUUUUCUAGCAGUUGCCAUUUGAAGAACAGACUGGUUUUCAUUGACUUUUUUAAGUAAAAAAACAAAACAAAAGAAACACUCCUUGAGUGUAUUUUUAUUGCUUUACUCUUAAUGUUCAGGGAACAUGAGAGGAGUGAUACUUGGACUCCAGGCCAAAGGGGAAAAAAGCUUUCAAGUGUUUGUAUGAGCAUUGACAAGAGUUUAUGAAUGGUUUAUGACAGGAGAGCAUGGAUAGGAACCGGGCUGCCCUGGCUGAAAUACCUGCUUGUCUUCGCAGAUAUUGACGGCAUUUUUCCUGCCUUGCUCACUUCCCUGAAUGAUUUUGUUUUCUUGAGCAUAGGCUCCUGAAUGACAUAUUUGAGCUUGUUCUCUUAUCUGAGAGCAGGAAGCUGAAAGGCCAAUGAUAAAGCCACUUGCUGCUCUCUACUUUGCAGAAAUUAAGGAGUCGCCUGAGACCAUUUCGUGGACGCUUUGUGACUAUCAGAAAAUAUAUUUCAGGGAAGCUAAAAAGACCAGGGGAUAUGGUGUUCACAUUUGCUUCUAUGGAACUCAACCAGUCUUCCCUUGGAAACAGAAACAAACCCUGGCAAGAGAUCAUCCCUAAGUAGCAAAGAAGCUAUUAAAGGAUUCCAUCGUCCUCCUUCCCUGUGCCCAAACUCGACUGAUCUUCCAUUACAUGAAGAUGAUUUGGUGGAAGAAGAAACUCUGCCGGCAGCAUUACCUGUGGGCUCUGGGCUGCUAUUUCCUGCUAGCCAUUGUUGCUCUGAAACUUUCUCUCAGAUUGCAAUGUGACUUUGAUUCCCUGGAUCUGGAGUCCAGGGACUUUCGAAGCAAGCACUGUAGGGACAUCUUGUACGAGUCCCUGAAGUUGCCAGCAAAAAGACUCAUAAACUGUUCUCGAAUCACCCGAGGGGACCAGGAAGCAGUGACUGAGGCUCUCCUGGACAACCUGGAUGUGAAGAAGAAGCGGAAGCCUUUCACAGACACCGACUACCUCAACAUGACCAGAGACUGUGAGCACUUUAAGGCCCAAAGGAAGUUCAUACAGUAUCCACUCAGCAAAGAGGAGGUGGACUUCCCUAUUGCAUUCUCUAUGGUGGUACAUGAGAAGAUCGAAAACUUCGAAAGGCUGCUGAGAGCUGUGUAUGCCCCUCAGAACAUAUAUUGUGUCCACGUGGAUGAGAAGUCCCCAGAAACUUUCAAAGAGGCAGUCCAGGCAAUUAUUUCAUGCUUCCCCAAUGUCUUCAUGGCCAGUAAGUUGGCUCGGGUGGUUUAUGCCUCUUGGUCUAGGGUGCAGGCUGACCUGAACUGUAUGGAGGACUUACUCCAGAGCUCAGUGCCGUGGAAAUACUUCCUGAAUACAUGCGGAACAGACUUUCCUAUAAAGACCAAUGCCGAGAUGGUCCUGACCCUCAAGAUGUUGAAAGGGAAGAAUAGUAUGGAGUCAGAGACACCUGGGUCCAAAAUAUCUCGCUGGAAAUAUCACUAUGAGGUGACAGACACAGUAUCCAUAACCAACAAGAUGAAGGACCCUCCGCCUUAUAAUUUACCUAUGUUCAUAGGGAAUGCCUAUAUCGUGGCUUCUCGAGGCUUUGUCCAACAGGUCUUAGAGAACCCCAAAUCACGACAACUGAUCGAAUGGGCAAAAGACACCUAUAGCCCCGAUGAACACCUCUGGGCCACCCUUCAUCGUGCUCCAUGGAUGCCUGGCUCCAUUCCUUACCACCCCAAGUUCCACACCUCGGACAUGGCUGCCAUUGCCAGGCUGGUCAAGUGGGAGUACCACGAAGGAGACGUCAGCAUGGGGGCACCUUAUGGACCUUGCUCUGGAACCCACCAGCGGAGUAUCUGCAUUUAUGGGACUGGGGACCUGCACUGGAUGCUUCAAAGCCCUCACCUGUUGGCCAACAAGUUUGACCCCAAGGUGGAUGAUAAUGUUCUUCAGUGCUUAGAAGAAUACUUACGUUAUAAGGCCAUCUAUGGGACUGAACUCUGACAUACAUUAUGAGAGGAUUGCCCUGUGGGGCAGGAACAUGUGCAAACAUGCCCAGAUUGUGCUGGGACAACUGAGGGUUGGGAGACCAGGGCUCUGGAGUCUAUGGCAUCCCCCAGGGUAAGGGGGCUGCUACUGGAGUGGGUAAGUAGAGCGGCUGCCUUGCAAAACACUUCCCUGGAUGAACACUGAUGCUUCUGUCAGCCCACUCCAGUGGCUCCUCUGCUGUCUUUUUCACAGAGUGAGAAUAAGAACCAGUUAUUUGGGAGAGUCAGGGAUGGAAGUGUGGCAGGGACCCCUGGAUUUUAUUAGUUGAAUGCUUGGUGUCCAGAUUUUCUGUUCUUGGAGAUGCUGUUUCUAACAAUUCCAGGCUUGGUAGUGGGGAGGGGAAGUUUGGUGGAAAGAGGACCUUCUCUUUUGUACUAUUAAUUUAAAAAGAAAUAGCUCCUGAUUCAAAGCCCACCUCUACGUUUUGUCCGGUAAGCCAGAAAUAAAAGUUGAGACUUUCUCUCAUAAAUAUUGGUGACAUUUAAAAUCCCUGGUGGCUGGCAAGAGACUCUCCAUUAUUCCAAAAUGAUCAUGGCAGGCUAUCUCAAUAGCAAAUUCAAAAUAAUACAGAGGAGCAGAGAUGGUUUCUUUUAUUAUUAAAUGCUUUCCUGAUUUUGUUUACAUUGCCAGAUUCAUGACUUUGCUGUAAGGAAAAAUGCAGGGUGAUUUAACCAAUUUGACCACUCUAUCCUUAUGGGAAAAUUACAGCCCUAAUUUUGCCAGCUUCACAGCUAAAGCUUAACAUUCCAUAACCAAGGUAAUAGCUAUUGAGGUAAGGUCACUGUAUAAUUUAUUUUACACACUGGAACACACUGUAAGUGGGGGUGGCUGCACUAUUAAAAUUAUAUUGAGAAAGAAGAAUAAAUGAGGACUGUUUAGCUAAACCAGGAUGUCUGGUUAUCCAUGUUUUGGCCCCUUGAGUCCAAACUCUUGUUUAAGUACAUGAAUGGAAGGGUCAUUAUUUGUGGUUCUUUGGCUUAUACAUUUCCUUGUGGGGAAGACAGUUUUGUGUGUGUAUGGAUGUAUGCACUCCCUGCCCUCCAGAUGUUCCCCAGUGCAACAAUGAUCUCUGAAGCUCCAGAGAUAAAUGUCAGACAACUGGAAGGCAAUUGGCUAUUAGUGUGCUCUUCUGUGAUAGGCAAGGGACAUAAAAGAUAGGCAUAUCUUAAAUAUAGUGCAGUUGAACUGCAUAAUGUGCUUUGAAAAAGUGAUUUAUGUACACAUUAAUUGGUGUAAUUUGAAUGAUGUUCCCAUGGAUACGUCGUGAUAUUGUGUUUCUUCACUUCUGAUUAUGAUUCCGGUAACACGUUUUCUUUCACAAUUAGCUUUCCCUGCAACCCAUGUACUCUGACAUAUUUAUCACUGUGUCUGAAACAGUGAAUUUCUGUUUAUAAGUUAGUGAUUGCUUUUUAUAAGGUUGUACUCCUUUGGUAAUGCCACCAGCUUACCAGUAUCAUAAUAUUGAGUCCUCUUCACUUCCCUCCCAGCCCCACCAUGGACAUGAGUGAUGAACAGUCAUGUGCUCAGCAGAUGAGCCCCUGCUAGUUCUGUUCCCAGCAACGGUGAUCAUGGACCUUUCUUUCCACCUACUAGCCUUUGAGAUUGCCCUUGGUCCUCUGGGGAGGGGGCGGGGGUGCACUGCUGUUGUGGGAAGUGGGCAGAAAAGCUUUCCUGAAUGCACCUGUUCUGAGAAGAGAACUUGGGCCUUCGGCGUUGUACUCAACUUCCUCUGUAAGUUUUAAUGUGAAAUAAAUUAUUUUUUACAUAAAUAAAACAUUAAAAUGUGAACUUGUCAUUUUGGGGGAACAAGUUGCUGGAAUUUUCCAAGCAUUGAAAUUUUCUCUAGAAAUACAUUCAAGUGAAUAAAAAGUGCUCUUUAUUUAAUAAGGUCUUCAUAUCAGAAGGGUGGAAUUUCUCCCUCAUUUGUGUAGUGUAUUUUAGACAUCAUACAAUUAAACCAACACAUCUGUUGAUUUUUCCUUCCCUCUGAGUCAUCUGUUUCUUUAACCUUUCUUUGUAAAGGAAACAUCUUAUAAAUGAUUGGAGCAACUAUAUUUGUAUUACCUCCCAAGGUUUGAAUUACCUUUUAUUUAUGGAGUAUUGGUAAGCAUUGUUUUAAUAACUAUAUUUUGUUGCACACUUUGCCUAUUGUAAUCUUUGUUCUUCUCUUGAUUGAGUGAAUUUUUUUUAAGAAAGGAAGAACACGCAGUUGAUAGUCUUGUUUGGGAACAGAUGACAUAACUUAUUUGGGGAGAUCAUGUAUUUGGGUUAAAAAUGGAGAGAACCAUUAAAUACAUUGCCUGCCUUAAAGUACCUUAAUUGAACUGAACAUUUGUUCUUCCAUUUAAUCAUUUAUUACAAAGAUGACUAAAAUAUGGCUUCUAUCUCUAUGCAACUUGAGUAUGACAAGCAACAACUCAUUUAUUGAUUCCACAAAUAUUUACCAGGUAUUGUUCUUGACACUGGGGGUAUAUAACAAUCAACAAAACACAAAAUCCCCAUGCAUGCUCAUGUUCUCAUGACCAUCAGCAUCCAGACACUUCUGAUUAUGGCGAACUACUGCUUGAGCAACACUGACCAAAGUGUCCACUUGUG
This is a messenger RNA of Hipposideros armiger (great roundleaf bat), 5774 nucleotides long. It is a transcript of the gene GCNT3, whose product is annotated as glucosaminyl (N-acetyl) transferase 3, mucin type. The coding region runs from base 1815 to 3134 and encodes 439 amino acids. The record is from RefSeq and is a predicted model, not a curated record. Gene Ontology annotation, cellular component: membrane. NCBI's taxonomy places the organism in Eukaryota, Metazoa, Chordata, Mammalia, Chiroptera, Hipposideridae. Gene Ontology annotation, molecular function: acetylglucosaminyltransferase activity. The transcript is spliced from 2 exons.